Aphanomyces invadans is the source of this 390-nucleotide messenger RNA. RefSeq lists its product as hypothetical. The transcript has a single exon. Bases 1 to 390 code for a protein of 129 amino acids. The record is from RefSeq and is a predicted model, not a curated record. Lineage: Eukaryota; Oomycota; Saprolegniomycetes; Saprolegniales; Verrucalvaceae.
AUGUGCGUGGGGGCGGGGGUUCUCUCCCACCGGUACACCUGGACGCCGCGCCACUGCUGCCUCACCAAGAACGGUCUCCGCUACUACACGCACGAGGGGGGCGCGCUCAAAGGCACGAUCCAUUUGACCACAUGCACACUGCAGUCGUUCGAAGUCAUGCCAGUGGAUUGCCCCAACACUGGGCGCUCCGUCGCGACCGGGUGGCGUUUUGCGAUUCAAACCCCCGCCAAGCGGUACAUUCUAGCGGCCAUGUCCGAGCGAGAUUUGUACGGGUGGCUCCACGCGCUCAAGGGCGUCGUCGUCAUGCUCAACGAAGAGAGUCGGACAGAUCCAGUGCCGAGCCGCCCCCCGCGGGCAGCGCUCAUUCGGCGAUGGUUUCGGCUUUUGUAA